CUCAGUUUUGGAGACACACUCAAAAGCUCAGAGUGAUGACCUGAAGAUCAGCUCCGUCUCUUCUCCGGCAGCAUUUCGUUAAUCUAAAUGAACAAGUUAACGCCUGAAGUGUGUGUGUGUAAAGGUUGUUUUAUUUUUUACCAACAUGGAUUUUUGUUUUCCCGGAAAGUGAACUGGUUGGCGUGACUUCGCUAAAUAUGUUUGAUGGAUGAAAGAUAACAUGUCAGGAGAAUUUAGUGACAGAAAUGAGGAAGGCUCCUCCGGGACGGUCCUUUCUCCAUCCUUCAACUCCAGCUGCGUUUUCAACAGCACCAACUGCUCGCACCGGGGCUUCCACAUGUCAGACUUUGGGAUAGCUGAAUUUGUUGGAGAUGGCGCUGCUGUCGUGAGGAUUACUAUCUCCGUCAUUUACUCCCUGGUCUGUGCUCUUGGUCUGGUGGGGAACUUACUGGUUUUGUACCUGAUGAAGUCCAAACAGAUGUGGAGAAAAUCCUCCAUCAACCUUUUCGUGACAGGUUUGGCGGUGACCGACUUCCAGUUCGUCCUGACACUGCCGUUCUGGGCAGUGGAGAACGCGCUGGACUUCACCUGGCCCUUCGGCAAAGCCAUGUGCAAGAUAGUAUCCUACGUGACAGCCAUGAACAUGUACGCCAGCGUGUUUUUUCUCACGGCCAUGAGCGUGGCGAGGUACUGCUCCCUCGCCUCUGCGCUCAAAGGAAGGCGGCGGAGGACGCACUGUUCGUCCGCGCGCUGCGUCUCUGUCCUCAUCUGGUUCUCCGCCGUCUCUGCCGCGCUGCCGCACGCGGUUUUCUCCACCACCGCGACCGUUUCCAACGAGGACCUGUGCCUCGUCAAAUUCCCAGAAACAAACGGCUCGGCGCAGUUCUGGCUGGGACUCUACCACUCGCAGAAAGUGCUGCUGGGCUUUUUGGUGCCGCUGGGGGUCAUCUGCGUGUGUUAUCUGCUGCUUUUGCGGUUCAUCACCAACAAAAACAUCAACACAUCGAGCGCAAAGCGGCGCGCCAAGGUCACCAGGUCUGUCACCAUUGUGGUUCUGUCCUUUUUCCUGUGCUGGCUGCCCAACCAGGCGCUCACUGCCUGGGGCAUCCUCAUCAAACUGAACGCGGUGCAUUUCACCUAUGAGUACUACACCAUGCAGGUGUUUGUGUUCCCCGUGUCCGUGUGCCUGGCGCACUCCAACAGCUGCCUGAACCCCAUCCUGUACUGCCUGAUGAGACGGGAGUUCAGAAAGGCGCUGAAGAAUCUCUUCUGGCGCAUGACCUCUCCAUCUGUGACCACCUUAAGACCAAUCACUGCCUCAAUAAAGCCGGAGCUGGACGAGCGCGGACACGCGCUCGAGGUCGGGAACGCACCGGCGGCGCUGGACGUGGUGUUUUAUCCCCCGGGGGCUGUCAUUUAUAACGACAGGCGAGACCUACCGCAGAACAGCACUUAGCGCCAUGUGAAGACCUGGCAGCUGCGCUGAUGGGGAAUUAUGCGCACCAGUUCAAGUGAAAUACAUUUUAACGAAAAUUAAGGAGAAAACAGUGUUGGAUCAAUCACCAUGCUCCUAUUUGUCCACAGAAUGAACACAUCCAAACUUUCAACACUUAUUUUGUCUUUUGUUCACUAGAAGCAGCUAAAACACCCACUCUGUUUUUUUAAUGUGCUGUUUGUUCUCAAAUGUCACAAAUGUUUAGUAAAGCUGUCAGUGGAAUGUUGGACACCUGCUGGUUCUCCUCUUUGAUCAGGAUGACAUUCCCUGUUGAAGAAUUUCAUGUUCCAGAUUUAAAACGAGGCCAGUUCCACAGAAGACUGAUGGUUGGUCACACAUCUCAACAAGACAGCUGAGGUUUCAAAAGCUGUUAUUUCAAAUAAAGAGUUGGACUGAAAAAAGACGCUAUUGUGCAAGCAGGAUAACUUCCUUCCUAGAAUGCUUGAAUUUGUUUUGGGGCAUAUAGUUAUAAUAUUUUUAUUUUUCAUUCUAAUUUGGGCAAAUAAAGCCUAUAUAACAUAAACUAAUGAUUUUAACAUACAGCAGUCUAAUGUUCUCCAUUUGGAUUUAUUUUUAUUUAUUUUUUUUGCUCAAAGGAUGUUUAAGAAAUUACAGGAAUUAAAUGAAUUUCAGCUGACCUUCUGGCUGAAAGGUCAAAUAACACAUUUGGAAAAUUAAUUGAAAAAAAAAGGAUAAUUAUUCAAAACCUUUUGUUUAAUAAUUAACCUACAAAGAUGUAAAUCCAUCCUUUACACCCGCUCAUCCUUGCCGGGUCGGGCAGGGCUGGCGCCUAUCCGCUGUCUGGCCAAACAAACAAAUACAUCCUGGACUUGUCAGUCCAUCACUGGUCAUGCAAAUAAUAUUUCAAAAUGAAGUUAAACACACAUAGUUAUUUGACUUAUGUAAAAUGUGUCAUCUUUUAUUAACUGAGACAAAGCAGGAAUUCAGUAGAAAUAAAAAAAUAAUAAUAACAGAAGUCAGAAUUUGAUCUGAGCUGUGAAGAACUCACAUUCAUGUUUGCAUCACUUGCAUCCUUUUCUUUUUAAAGGCAUGAACAACCCUAAAUAAACCCCGGGCAACUUAAUAAUAAUCUACAAAUUACAGAUGGUAUAUUUUCUGUGACUCAGUUACAUUCUAUGCAUCCAUGCUUGAUUAAUUAGCAUUUAUUUUGCCCAUAGAAGAAAAACUGGAUGAAGAUCCAAAGCGAAUGCAGCAAAAUUAUGGAAUUUAAACGUGUCAAAGUGUUUAAUUAAAAGCUAAUUUGCUCUAUCUGAGUGUUUUUGAGAGACAAAGUCACCAAAUAGAAACACAAAUAAAUGUCAGCUUGGAUUCAGAAACUCAUCAUUGACCCUCCUGUAAAACCCAAACAAGCAGUGCAAAGGAAAACAGCUUUGAUUGUUCUUUGGCACAUGAAAGCAAGGUUAAUUUAAUUAGAGAGAAAUGAGGGAGACGGUGUGUGUGUGUGUGUGUGUGUGUGUGUGUGUGUGUGUGUGUGUGUGUGUGUGUGUGUGUGUGUGUACAGGUACAGGACCAGGCUAAUAAAUUGAUACAACAGAGCAAUCUGUCAUGUGGGUGAUGAAUGUCACAUCAAU
Messenger RNA from Nothobranchius furzeri (turquoise killifish), 3087 nucleotides. It is a transcript of the gene rxfp3, whose product is annotated as relaxin family peptide receptor 3. The record is from RefSeq and is a predicted model, not a curated record. Gene Ontology annotation, biological process: positive regulation of cytosolic calcium ion concentration; cell chemotaxis; immune response. Lineage: Eukaryota; Metazoa; Chordata; Actinopteri; Cyprinodontiformes; Nothobranchiidae. Gene Ontology annotation, cellular component: membrane; external side of plasma membrane. Gene Ontology annotation, molecular function: C-C chemokine binding; C-C chemokine receptor activity.